Molecule: messenger RNA, 4966 nt
Organism: Cadophora gregata
Lineage: Eukaryota; Fungi; Ascomycota; Leotiomycetes; Helotiales; Ploettnerulaceae
Exons: 4
Coding region: 419-3712 (1097 amino acids)
Cellular component (GO): membrane
Molecular function (GO): ABC-type transporter activity; ATP hydrolysis activity; ATP binding
Source: RefSeq, a predicted model, not a curated record
UUGUUGGCAUCAGCAAUCCAUGGCCAGAACAUCCAGCUCCCACUGUCGUGCGGCACAGAGUCGGAAAUACGCUACGCCAUCCCGACCCGCCUUGCCAAUCAGACCCCCUGGAACUCGCAAGUAACUCUGCCAAGACCACCUGCCUAACCUGAUCUCGAAUCGACUUGGAUCUAUCGAAGCAACUACAGAACAGACAUCAACUGGGAUAUUCGAGGGACCUCAGCCAAAUCUUGCCCCUUUUGCCAGUGCGCAAUAUCUUCAUCUUCUUCGCAUCGCCCAGCUCGACCGGACUGAAGUAUGGACUAAGCUCGAAGCUCCCGCUGGAUUAACGACGACGUCGCUCAUUUAACCGGCUGAGCUCAAACGGCCCAAGGUAACCAUCGCAACACACGAGGACACCUACAACGUUCAAUUGAAGAUGGGACGGUUAUUGAGAACAGUCGCCCUCGCGGCACUAUCAUUAUCAUGGACGACAUAUGCCUCGAGGAACUACUCUUCUUAUUCAACAGUGGACAUGCUGCGCGCAGAACUGGCCUUGUUGGACAGCCGCGGGGCAGACUGCCCUCCAUGUUUCAAUUGCCUCCUUCCAGCCUUCACCUGCGGCCAAUAUUCCGAGUGCAACAAAUUUAAUGGAAAAUGUAACUGUCCAGCAGGAUUCGGAGGUGAUGACUGUCUGCAACCAGUCUGUGGAGCGCUAGCAGAUGGAGAGGAUCGACCGAUGCGCCAAGGAGAUUACUGCGAAUGUAAAGAGGGGUGGACAGGCAUAAAUUGCAAUGUCUGUACCGAGGACAAGGCUUGUAACGCUCUGAUGCCGACGAAUGAUGGGGGAGUCUGCUAUCAGAAUGGGGAGGUGGUACAUCAAAAUUAUCAGCAGUGUGAUGUCACGAACAAGAAGAUCGUGCAGAUACUGGACGGGAAAAAACCUCAGGUCACCUUCAACUGCAACAAAAAUGAUACGACUUGCGAUUUUCAAUUCUGGGUCGACCAGAAAGAAUCAUUCUAUUGCUCGCUGGACACUUGCGUCUCGGGCGCUGACAAUACCUAUGAGCAAAAUGCCACGAACUACAAGUGCGACCACAUCCAAUGCAGUUGUAUUCCUGACAGGAUGUUGUGCGGCGAGAAUGGAUCCGUCGACAUAUCAGACUUUCUGACCGAGGAGAUCAAGGGGCCCGCGACCUUCAGUUGCAAGCAAGAGAAUGGUGGAAUCAACAAUUGCAAGUUCAAAGAAAAGGCGAUGGACGACCUUAUCCAAACCAUGUUUGGAGAUGACAGUAUCACAUUGACUUGCCGAGCUGGAGAAUGUCUCUAUAGAACCGAUGUUCCUGGGUUCGAGACGCCCGUCAAGCGAAUCAACACCCCCUUGAUUGCUGGAGUAAUUGCCGGAAGCUCUCUUUUCGUGGUAGCUGUCAUACUUACCGUAUGGUACCUUUCCCGAAGAAAGUACAUUUAUGCACCAAUACACCUUGAUGAGUCUGAUGAUGAGGCCAUGAAACUCAUGACUGAUCACAAGCCUGCAUCGCUAUACUUCGAAAAUGUGUCUUAUCACAUAAAUGGAAAACAGAUAUUGUCAGGAGUUCAAGGCGUCGCUCAUCCAGGAGAGAUCAUGGCUAUCAUGGGAGCAUCUGGUGCUGGCAAGACCUCCUUUCUCGACAUCCUGGCUCGAAAGAAUAAACGCGGAGCAGUCUCGGGAGAUUUCUAUGUCAAUGGAGAGAAAGUCACCGAUACCGAGUACAAGAAUGUCGUUGGAUUCGUCGACCAGGAAGAUACUAUGUUGCCAACGCUCACCGUACAUGAGACAAUCAUGACUAGCGCGCUUCUUAGAUUACCAAGGGACAUGGGCAAAUCUGCAAAGGAACAACGAGUCUACGAAGUCGAGAAACAGCUGGGCAUUUUUGCUAUUAAAGAUUCAUUGAUUGGAUCCGAAGAUGGCAAAGGUAGGGGAAUUUCUGGUGGUGAGAAGAGACGAGUCGGAAUCGCAUGCGAGCUUGUCACAAGUCCAAGCAUUUUGUUCCUUGAUGAACCGACGAGUGGUCUUGACGCUUUCAAUGCAUUCAAUGUUAUUGAGUGUUUGGUUACCCUAGCCAAGACUUACAAGCGAACGGUCAUCUUCACGAUCCAUCAGCCAAGAUCCAAUAUCGUUGCCCUCUUCGAUAGACUGCUUCUCCUGGCUAAAGGAAAUACUGUUUACUCUGGCGCCUUUUCCCAGUGUCAAGAUUUCUUCGAUCACAUUGGAUACUCUUGCCCUCCUGGCUUCAACAUCGCGGAUUACCUUGUGGAUCUGACAAUGCACGUUGGUGGUCCUCGGACCCCCAUCGACGAGAAUUUCUCCGAGAUUGACGGCGGUGGUAGUGCUGGACCCAGUAGCACCCGAGCUGUGAAGUCCAUCGCCAGUGUCUCAGGUAUGAGUCUCGAUGAGCCAGGAGCAGAACGUGAAAGUAUGGAAGAAACUUCACUCCUCCGACCUAAAGGGAAGCGUCGUGAUUCGGUCAAGGCCAAGCAGGAAAGAGAAUUAUAUACCCGGAAGCGGCCCAGUAUCGAAACGCCUGGUUCACCUCCAGAUGAGGCGCCAUUUGACCCAAAAGCCACGGCUUCACAACUCUGGCUCCGACUCCAGAGGCAAAAAGCAGGCAAUGUUCCUCAACAGAUCUUGGAUGACACUGACAAUCUCCCUCCCUCGGCAACUGGCAGUACUGAUCUCGAUAUUCUUGUCGCAGCCUACCAGCAGUCCGACAUUGCAGGAAACAUCCACGACGAUAUUCAUGCUGCUAUUGACAGUGCUUCAACGGCGAACGGGACUGCAAAUGGCCACGCCCAGGGUAAUGGCAAUGGCAAUGGAUCAGCUAACAGCGGUGCAAUGGGAAGAGGUUAUGUAAGGGUUGGCUACGCUCGUCAAUUCCUCAUCCUGUCACAGAGAACCUGGAGAAAUCUUUACAGAAACCCGAUGUUGAUGUUGACUCACUACGCUAUUGCGAUCCUGUUGGCAGUACUAUCAGGCUUUUUGUUCUAUGGUCUCACGGAUGACAUUCCUGGUUUCCAAAACAGACUGGGAUUGUUCUUCUUCAUCCUUGCGCUUUUUGGUUUCAGCACACUAUCCAGCUUGACGGUCUUCGCCGCUGAGCGUAUGUUGUUCGUCCGAGAACGAGCAAAUGGAUACUACUCUCCGAUUACGUACUUCGCCGCUAAAGUAAUAUUCGAUAUAGUACCUCUCCGAAUAAUCCCACCGAUAAUCAUGGGUUCGAUCAUAUAUCCCAUGACAGGAUUAGUACCAGAUUGGUCACACUUCCUGAAGUUCAUUCUAGUCCUUGUCCUAUUCAACCUUGCCGCCGCUGGAAUAUGUCUCUUCAUCGGCAUCGUCUGCAAAGACAACGGCGUAGCAAGCUUGAUUGGCAGUCUUGUCAUGCUCUUUAGUCUCCUCUUCGCCGGUCUCCUUCUCAACCACGAUGCGAUACCCAAGUCAGCGCUCUGGCUACAAGACAUUUCGAUCUUCCAUUACGGAUUUGAAUCGCUCAUCGUGAACGAAGUCACGUUCCUGUCUCUCAAAGAUAAGAAGCUUGGUCUGACCAUUGAUGUCCCUGGUGCGACGAUCUUGAGCUCUUUUGGAUUCAACACCCAGGCACUGUGGCCUGAUGUUACGAAGUUGGCAAUCUUCGCGGGUGCAUUCAUAAUCUUGGCUUAUGUUGCCAUGCAUGUCUUGUUGGUAGAGAGACGAUAGAUAGGUGGGAGAUAUUGGAUUGGGAAACAUAGCAUAUAUUUUCUUUGUUGUGCCAUUUAUUGCAUGGGACUUGAUCUCACGGUGUUUGGAGUUCGAAUAUACUGGGGUACUUCUUGUGGAUUUAAGCUUCUUGUUCAGCUAUACAGAGCAAUACAGAGAGCAUGUAAGAAGAUACCAGUGGUUCGUCGAGCCUCUUUUUCAUCCGUGAAAUUGUCAUCCUUCAAUAAAAUGCUUGCAGUUCCUGAGUCGUGGAAUGGUUUCUGUCCUGAACAUUACAGCUUCCUCCUUCGUUUCGGGCAUCGAAGCUCAGCAAACCAUGAUUCAACUGCGAUACUUAUCCCUCCACUAAUCUCCCGCCAGCCCUGUUACUACUUCCACAAAACAUUUUUAAGCGACGCGCUUUUGUCGUCCACGGCGUGUAGGUCUCGAGGUCUUGGUGCCCUCGCUUGUCUCAGCAAGGUUUUUCUGAAUGACCCGCUCCUUGGUGCUUCGACGCAUGCCAUAGACAGUAAAGAACGGAAAGUCAUCAUAGUCACCGUAAAAGGGCCAUUCUGGGAUCAUAUUAUCGAAGCCGAAAUAGUUCUUUUCGUUGCGGCGGAUGUACGCAUCAAACUCAGCAGAUUUCGUCCAUGGCAUUGAAAGGGAGUCCCCAGGUACUGGCGACUUCUUCAAUGUACAUAUCGAUGGCGACGGUUUGCAAAUUGGCAAGCUCAAAAUCUCGAAGAGAGCAAAAGAACCAGCCGGCGUAUUCAGCUUUGCUGCGAUCGAAGUAGAGCGUGUCAAGGUUAAAGUUGAACAGAGUUUGGGCAGGGUAACUGGUCGAGCCGAAGCAUAAGCUGUACUGACUGUUGACAGUGCCGCGCGACUCUUUGGAGACUUGAAGUGCAGCUGGGAGCUUGGCCUUGGAGUAGAAAUCAGACGCGUCGCCUAUGCAAAUCUCGAUGAUGCGUGGCUCGAGGCUGAGAACCCAGAUCAUUUGGCGGAUCUCAAGGGGGAGUUUCGGAAAGACGGUAAACUUGGUGGUGAUGGCGUUGGUAGGAAUGCUAUUGGUGUCGUUGGUUGAAUGUGGACUUACUGCUGAAUGUUGUUCGAUCGCUUUGGCAUGCUUACUAGCGGAGCGUGUAACCCUCAUGUUGACGAGGACUUGUGACCCUGAAUAUGGAGCAAAGAAGUGACUUCUAGUUUGAAUUGUUGUUAGAGACUCGCCCUGGCUUAGUGUGAGAGUUUUGAUGUCGACGGGAAGUGAUGAAGUGG